GUGGAAUAGCCCAUGACGUCACGAGGCCACGGCUCAAUCAGAUGCGGCGUUUGGGAAAUUUUAAAUUUAAAGGCGGGGCGGCCUGUGAGCCCUGAAGUGCCGGCCGCGGAGGGUCCUGGCCAUUUUCCUGGGACCAGUUCAGCCUGAUAGGAUGGCGGAGGAAGGAGCCGUGGCCGUCUGCGUGCGAGUGCGGCCGCUGAACAGCAGAGAAGAAUCACUUGGAGAAACUGCCCAAGUUUACUGGAAAACUGACAAUAAUGUCAUUUAUCAAGUUGAUGGAAGUAAAUCCUUCAAUUUUGAUCGUGUCUUUCAUGGUAAUGAAACUACCAAAAAUGUGUAUGAAGAAAUAGCAGCACCAAUCAUCGAUUCUGCCAUACAAGGCUACAAUGGUACUAUAUUUGCCUAUGGACAGACUGCUUCAGGAAAAACAUAUACCAUGAUGGGUUCAGAAGAUCAUUUGGGAGUUAUACCCAGGGCAAUUCAUGACAUUUUCCAAAAAAUUAAGAAGUUUCCUGAUAGGGAAUUUCUCUUACGUGUAUCUUACAUGGAAAUAUACAAUGAAACCAUUACAGAUUUACUCUGUGGCACUCAAAAAAUGAAACCUUUAAUUAUUCGAGAAGAUGUCAAUAGGAAUGUGUAUGUUGCUGAUCUCACAGAAGAAGUUGUAUAUACAUCAGAAAUGGCUUUGAAAUGGAUUACAAAGGGUGAAAAGAGCAGGCAUUAUGGAGAAACAAAAAUGAAUCAAAGAAGCAGUCGUUCUCAUACCAUCUUUAGGAUGAUUUUGGAAAGUAGAGAGAAGGGUGAACCUUCUAAUUGUGAAGGAUCUGUUAAGGUAUCCCAUUUGAAUUUGGUUGAUCUUGCAGGCAGUGAAAGAGCUGCUCAAACAGGCGCUGCAGGUGUGCGGCUCAAGGAAGGCUGUAAUAUAAAUCGAAGCUUAUUUAUUUUGGGACAAGUGAUCAAGAAACUUAGUGAUGGACAAGUUGGUGGUUUCAUAAAUUAUCGAGAUAGCAAGUUAACACGAAUUCUCCAGAAUUCCUUGGGAGGAAAUGCAAAGACACGUAUUAUCUGCACAAUUACUCCAGUAUCUUUUGAUGAGACCCUUACUGCUCUCCAGUUUGCCAGUACUGCUAAAUACAUGAAGAAUACUCCUUAUGUUAAUGAGGUAUCAACUGAUGAAGCUCUCCUGAAAAGGUAUAGGAAAGAAAUAAUGGAUCUUAAAAAACAAUUAGAGGAGGUUUCUUUAGAGACGCGGGCUCAGGCAAUGGAAAAAGACCAACUGACCCAACUUUUGGAAGAAAAAGAUUUGCUUCAGAAAGUACAGAAUGAGAAAAUUGAAAACUUAACGCGGAUGCUGGUGACCUCUUCUUCCCUCACGUUGCAACAGGAAUUAAAGGAUAAAAGAAAACGAAGAGUUACUUGGUGCCUUGGCAAAAUUAACAAAAUGAAGAACUCAAACUAUGCAGAUCAAUUUAAUAUGCCAACAAAUAUAACAACAAAAACACAUAAGCUUUCUAUAAAUUUAUUACGAGAAAUUGAUGAAUCUGUCUGUUCAGAGUCUGAUGUUUUCAGUAACACUCUUGAUACAUUAAGUGAGAUAGAAUGGAAUCCAGCAACAAAGCUACUAAAUCAGGAGAAUAUAGAAGGUGAGUUGAACUCACUUCGUGCUGACUAUGAUAAUCUGGUAUUAGACUAUGAACAACUACGAACAGAAAAAGAAGAAAUGGAAUUGAAAUUAAAAGAAAAGAAUGAUUUGGAUGAAUUUGAGGCUCUAGAAAGAAAAACUAAAAAAGAUCAAGAGAUGCAACUAAUUCAUGAAAUUUCGAACUUAAAGAAUUUAGUUAAGCAUGCAGAAGUAUAUAAUCAAGAUCUUGAGAAUGAACUCAGUUCAAAAGUAGAGCUGCUUAGAGAAAAGGAAGACCAGAUUAAGAAGCUACAGGAAUACAUAGACUCUCAAAAGCUAGAAAAUAUAAAAAUGGACUUGUCAUACUCAUUGGAAAGCAUUGAAGACCCAAAACAAAUGAAGCAGACUCUGUUUGAUGCUGAAACUGUAGCCCUUGAUGCCAAGAGAGAAUCAGCCUUUCUUAGAAGUGAAAAUCUGGAGCUGAAGGAGAAAAUGAAAGAACUUGCAACUACAUACAAGCAAAUGGAAAAUGAUAUUCAGUUAUAUCAAAGCCAAUUGGAGGCAAAAAAGAAAAUGCAAGUUGAUCUGGAGAAAGAAUUACAAUCUGCUUUUAAUGAGAUAACAAAACUCACCUCCCUUAUAGAUGGCAAAGUUCCAAAAGAUUUGCUCUGUAAUUUGGAAUUGGAAGGAAAGAUUACUGAUCUUCAGAAAGAACUAAAUAAAGAAGUUGAAGAAAAUGAAGCUUUGCGGGAAGAAGUCAUUUUGCUUUCAGAAUUGAAAUCUUUACCUUCUGAAGUAGAAAGACUGAGGAAAGAGAUACAUGACAAAUCUGAAGAGCUCCAUAUAAUAACAUCAGAAAAAGAUAAAUUGUUUUCUGAAGUAGUUCAUAAGGAGAGUAGAGUUCAAAGUUUACUUGAAGAAAUUGGGAAAACAAAAGAUGACCUAGCAACUACCCAGUCGAAUUAUAAAAGCACUGAUCAAGAAUUCCAAAAUUUCAAAACCCUUCAUAUGGACUUUGAGCAAAAGUAUAAGAUGGUCCUUGAGGAGAAUGAGAGAAUGAAUCAGGAAAUAGUUAAUCUCUCUAAAGAAGCCCAAAAAUUUGAUUCGAGUUUGGGUGCUUUGAAGACCGAGCUUUCUUACAAGACCCAAGAACUUCAGGAGAAAACACGUGAGGUUCAAGAAAGACUAAAUGAGAUGGAACAGCUAAAGGAACAAUUAGAAAAUAGAGAUUCUACACUGCAAACUGUAGAAAGGGAGAAAACACUGAUUACUGAGAAACUGCAGCAAACUUUAGAAGAAGUAAAAACUUUAACUCAAGAAAAAGAUGACCUAAAACAACUCCAAGAAAGCUUGCAAAUUGAGAGGGACCAACUCAAAAGUGAUAUUCACGAUACUGUAAACAUGAACAUAGAUACUCAAGAACAAUUACGAAAUGCUCUCGAGUCUCUGAAACAACAUCAAGAAACAAUUAAUACACUAAAAUCGGAAAUUUCUGAGGAAGUUUCCAGGAAUUUGCAUGUGGAGGAAAAUACAGGAGAAACUAAAGAUGAAUUUCAGCAAAAGAUGGUUGGCAUAGAUAAAAAACAGGAUUUGGAAGCUAAAAAUACCCAAACACUAACUGCAGAUGUUAAGGAUAAUGAGAUAAUUAAGCAACAAAGGAAGAUAUUUUCUUUAAUACAGGAGAAAAAUGAACUCCAACAAAUGUUAGAGAGUGUUAUAGCAGAAAAGGAACAAUUGAAGACUGACCUAAAGGAAAAUAUUGAAAUGACCAUUGAAAACCAGGAAGAGUUAAGACUUCUUGGAGAUGAACUUAAAAAGCAACAACAGAUAGUUGCACAAGAAAAGAACCAUGCCAUAAAGAAAGAAGAAGAGCUUUCUAGGACCUGUGACAGACUGGCAGAAGUCGAAGAAAAACUAAAGGAAAAGAGCCAGCAACUCCAAGAAAAACAGCAACAGCUUCUUAAUGUACAAGAAGAGAUGAGUGAGAUGCAGAAAAAGAUUAAUGAAAUGGAGAAUUUAAAGAAUGAAUUAAAGAACAAAGAAUUGACAUUGGAACAUAUGGAAACAGAGAGGCUUGAGUUGGCUCAGAAACUUAAUGAAAAUUAUGAGGAAGUGAAAUCUAUAACCAAAGAAAGAAAAGUUCUAAAGGAAUUACAGGAGUCAUUUGAAACAGAGAGAGACCAACUCAGAGGAUAUAUAAGAGAAAUUGAAGCUACAGGCCUACAAACCAAAGAAGAACUAAAAAUUGCUCAUAUUCACCUAAAAGAACACCAAGAAACUAUUGAUGAACUAAGAAGAAGCAUAUCUGAGAAGACAGCUCAAAUAGUAAAUACUCAGGACUUAGAAAAAUCCCAUACCAAAUUACAAGAAGAGAUCCCAGUGCUUCAUGAGGAACAAGAGUUACUUCCUAAUGUGAAAGAAGUCAGUGAGACUCAGGAAACAAUGAAUGAACUGGAGUUAUUAACAGAACAGUCCACAACCAAGGACUCAACAACACUGGCAAGAAUAGAAAUGGAAAGGCUCAGGUUGAAUGAAAAAUUUCAAGAAAGUCAGGAAGAGAUAAAAUCUCUAACCAAGGAAAGAGACAACCUUAAAACGAUUAAAGAAGCCCUUGAAGUUAAACAUGACCAGCUGAAAGAACACAUUAGAGAAACUUUGGCUAAAAUCCAGGAGUCUCAAAGCAAACAAGAACAGUCCUUAAAUAUGAAAGAAAAACACAAUGAAACUACCAAAAUCGUGAGUGAGAUGGAGCAAUUCAAACCCAAAGAUUCAGCACUACUAAGGAUAGAAAUAGAAAUGCUCGGAUUGUCCAAAAGACUUCAAGAAAGUCAUGAUGAAAUGAAAUCUGUAGCUAAGGAGAAAGAUGACCUACAGAGGCUACAAGAAGUUCUUCAAUCUGAAAGUGACCAGCUCAAAGAAAACAUAAAAGAAAUUGUAGCUAAACACCUGGAAACUGAAGAGGAACUUAAAGUUGCUCAUUGUUGCCUGAAAGAACAAGAGGAAACUAUUAAUGAGUUAAGAGUGAAUCUUUCAGAGAAGGAAACUGAAAUAUCAACCAUUCAAAAGCAGUUAGAAGCAAUCAAUGAUAAAUUACAGAACAAGAUCCAAGAGAUUUAUGAGAAAGAGGAACAACUUAAUAUAAAACAAAUUAGUGAGGUUCAGGAAAAAGUGAAUGAACUGAAACAAUUCAAGGAGCAUCGCAAAGUCAAGCAUUCAGCACUACAAAGUAUAGAAAGUAAGAUGCUCGAGUUGACCAACAGACUUCAAGAAAGUCAAGAAGAAAUACAAAUUAUGAUUAAGGAAAAAGAGGAAAUGAAAAGAGUACAGGAGGCCCUUCAGAUAGAGAGAGACCAACUGAAAGAAAACACUAAAGAAAUUGUAGCUAAAAUGAAAGAAUCUCAAGAAAAAGAAUAUCAGUUUCUUAAGAUGACAGCUGUCAAUGAGACUCAGGAAAAAAUGUGUGAAAUAGACCACUUGAAGGAGCAAUUUGAGACCCAGAAGUUAAACCUGGAAAACAUAGAAACAGAGAAUAUAAGGUUGACUCAGAUACUACAUGAAAACCUUGAAGAAAUGAGAUCUGUAACAAAAGAAAGAGAUGACCUUAGGAGUAUGGAGGAGACUCUCAAAGUAGAGAGAGACCAGCUCAAGGAAAACCUUAGAGAAACUAUAACUAGAGACCUAGAAAAACAAGAGGAGCUAAAAAUUGUUCACAUGCAUCUGAAGGAGCACCAAGAAACUAUUGAUAAACUAAGAGGGAUUGUUUCAGAGAAAACAAAUGAAAUAUCAAAUAUGCAAAAGGACUUAGAACACUCAAAUGAUGCCUUAAAAGCACAGGAUCUGAAAAUACAAGAGGAACUAAGAAUUGCUCACAUGCAUCUGAAAGAGCAGCAGGAAACUAUUGACAAACUCAGAGGAAUUGUUUCUGAGAAGACAGAUAAAAUAUCAAAUAUGCAAAAAGAUUUAGAAAAUUCAAAUGCUAAAUUACAAGAAAAGAUUCAAGAACUUAAGGCAAAUGAACAUCAACUUUUUAAGUUAAAAAAAGAUGUCAAUGAGACACAGAAAAAAGUGUCUGAAAUGGAGCAACUAAAGAAACAAAUAAAAGACCAAAGCUUAACUCUGAGUAAAUUAGAAAUGGAGAAUUUAAAUUUGGCUCAGAAACUUCAUGAAAACCUUGAAGAAAUGAAAUCUGUAAUGAAAGAAAGAGAUAAUCUAAGAAGAGUAGAGGAGACACUCAAACUGGAGAGAGACCAACUCAAGGAAAGCCUGCAAGAAACCAAAGCUAGAGAUCUGGAAAUACAACAGGAACUAAAAACUGCUCGUAUGCUAUCAAAAGAACACAAAGAAACUGCUGAUAAACUUAGAGAAAAAAUUUCAGAAAAGACAAUUCAAAUUUCAGACAUUCAAAAGGAUUUAGAUAAAUCAAAAGUUGAAUUACAGAAAAAGAUCCAAGAACUUCAGAAAAAAGAACUUCAACUGCUUAGAGUGAAAGAAGAUGUCAAUAUGAGUCAUAAAAAAAUUAAUGAAAUGGAACAGUUGAAGAAGCAAUUUGAGGCCCAAAACUUAUCUAUGCAAAGUGUGAGAAUGGAUAACUUCCAGUUGACUAAGAAACUUCAUGAAAGCCUUGAAGAAAUAAGAAUUGUAGCUAAAGAAAGAGAUGAGCUAAGGAGGAUAAAAGAAUCUCUCAAAAUGGAAAGGGACCAAUUCAUAGCAACCUUAAGGGAAAUGAUAGCUAGACAGGACCGACAGAACCACCAAGUAAAACCUGAAAAAAGGUUACUAAGUGAUGGACAACAGCACCUUACGGAAAGCCUGAGAGAAAAGUGCUCUAGAAUAAAAGAGCUUUUGAAGAGAUACUCAGAGAUGGAUGAUCAUUAUGAGUGCUUGAAUAGAUUGUCUCUUGACUUGGAGAAGGAAAUUGAAAUCCAAAAAGAGCUUUCAAUGAGAGUUAAAGCAAACCUCUCACUUCCCUAUUUACAAACCAAACACAUUGAAAAACUUUUUACUGCAAACCAGAGAUGCUCCAUGGAAUUCCACAGAAUCAUGAAGAAACUGAAGUAUGUGUUAAACUAUGUUACAAAAAUAAAAGAAGAACAACAUGAAUCCAUCAAUAAAUUUGAAAUGGAUUUUAUUGAUGAAGUGGAAAAGCAAAAGGAAUUGCUAAUUAAAAUACAGCACCUUCAACAAGAUUGUGAUGUACCAUCCAGAGAAUUAAGGGAUCUCAAAUUGAACCAGAAUAUGGAUCUACAUAUUGAGGAAAUUCUCAAAGAUUUCUCAGAAAGUGAAUUCCCUAGCAUAAAGACUGAAUUUCAACAAGUACUAAGUAAUAGGAAAGAAAUGACACAGUUUUUGGAAGAGUGGUUAAAUACUCGUUUUGAUAUAGAAAAGCUUAAAAAUGGCAUCCAGAAAGAAAAUGAUAGGAUUUGUCAAGUGAAUAACUUCUUUAAUAACAGAAUAAUUGCCAUAAUGAAUGAAUCAACAGAGUUUGAGGAAAGAAGUGCUACCAUAUCCAAAGAGUGGGAACAGGACCUGAAAUCACUGAAAGAGAAAAAUGAAAAACUAUUUAAAAACUACCAAACAUUGAAGACUUCCUUGGCAUCUGGUGCCCAGGUUAAUCCUACCACACAAGACAAUAAGAAUCCUCAUGUUACAUCAAGAGCUACACAGUUAACCACAGAGAAAAUUCGAGAGCUGGAAAAUUCACUGCAUGAAGCUAAAGAAAGUGCUAUGCAUAAGGAAAGCAAGAUUAUAAAGAUGCAGAAAGAACUUGAGGUGACUAAUGACAUAAUAGCAAAACUUCAAGCCAAAGUUCAUGAAUCAAAUAAAUGCCUUGAAAAAACAAAAGAGACAAUUCAAGUACUUCAGGACAAAGUUGCUUUAGGAGCUAAGCCAUAUAAAGAAGAAAUUGAAGAUCUCAAAACGAAGCUUGUGAAAAUAGACCUAGAGAAAAUGAAAAAUGCCAAAGAAUUUGAAAAGGAAAUCAGUGCUACAAAAGCCACUGUAGAAUAUCAAAAGGAAGUUAUAAGGCUAUUGAGAGAAAAUCUCAGAAGAAGUCAACAGGCCCAAGAUACCUCAGUGAUAUCAGAACAUACUGAUCCUCAGCCUUCAAAUAAACCCUUAACUUGUGGAGGUGGCAGUGGCAUUGUACAAAACACAAAAGCUCUUAUUUUGAAAAGUGAACAUAUAAGGCUAGAAAAGGAAAUUUCUAAGUUAAAGCAGCAAAAUGAACAGCUAAUAAAACAAAAGAAUGAAUUGUUAAGCAAUAAUCAGCAUCUUUCCAAUGAGGUCAAAACUUGGAAGGAAAGAACCCUUAAAAGAGAGGCUCACAAACAAGUAACUUGUGAGAAUUCUCCAAAGUCUCCUAAAGUGACUGGAACAGCUUCUAAAAAGAAACAGAUUACACCCUCUCAAUGCAAGGAACGGAAUUUACAAGAUCCUGUGCCAAAGGAAUCACCAAAAUCUUGGUUUUUUGAUAGCCGAUCAAAAUCUUUACCAUCACCUCAUCCAGUUCGCUAUUUUGAUAACUCAAGUUUAGGCCUUUGUCCAGAGGUGCAAAAUGCAGGAGCAGAGAGUGUGGAUUCUCAGCCAGGUCCUUGGCACGCCUCCUCAGGAAAAGAUGUGCCUGAGUGCAAAACUCAGUAGACUCCUCUUUGUCACUUCUCUGGAGAUCCAGCAUUCCUUAUUUGGAAAUGACUUUGUUUAUGUGUCUAUCCCUGGUAAUGAUGUUGUAGUGCAGCUUAAUUUCAAUUCAGUCUUUACUUUGCCGCUAGAGUUGAAAGAUAAGGGAACAGGAAAUGAAUGCAUUGUGGUAAUUUAGAAUGGUGAUAGCAAUACCUUCUUCUUGCAUAUGGUAAUACUUUUAAAAGUUGAAUUGUUUUAUUUAUUUGUAUAUUUUGUAAAGAAUAAAGUUAUUGAAAGAAAUGUAAAGUUAUCUACAUGACUUAGCAUAUUCCAAAGCAUAAUACAUACAUUAAUAUAAAACAUCAUUUUAUUAACAAAAUUGUAAAUGUUUUUAAUACCUUACACAUUCAAUAAAUGUUUAGUAGUCCUGAA
Messenger RNA from Pan troglodytes (chimpanzee), 8671 nucleotides. It is a transcript of the gene CENPE, whose product is annotated as centromere protein E. NCBI's taxonomy places the organism in Eukaryota, Metazoa, Chordata, Mammalia, Primates, Hominidae. Gene Ontology annotation, cellular component: microtubule. Gene Ontology annotation, biological process: mitotic cell cycle; microtubule-based movement. The coding region runs from base 152 to 8260 and encodes 2702 amino acids. Gene Ontology annotation, molecular function: ATP binding; microtubule motor activity; microtubule binding. The transcript is spliced from 49 exons. The record is from RefSeq and is a predicted model, not a curated record.